This is a messenger RNA of Radiomyces spectabilis, 858 nucleotides long. RefSeq names its product anticodon-binding protein. The transcript is spliced from 9 exons. Gene Ontology annotation, biological process: rRNA processing. NCBI's taxonomy places the organism in Eukaryota, Fungi, Mucoromycota, Mucoromycetes, Mucorales, Radiomycetaceae. Gene Ontology annotation, cellular component: nucleolus; small-subunit processome; Mpp10 complex. Gene Ontology annotation, molecular function: snoRNA binding; rRNA primary transcript binding. The record is from RefSeq and is a predicted model, not a curated record. The coding region runs from base 1 to 858 and encodes 285 amino acids.
AUGAUUCGAAGAAAUACUCGAUUGCGCCGAGAAUAUCUCUACAGAAAAUCGCUCGAAGCGAAAGAACGCACCAUUUUUGAACGCAAGCAAGCGAUCAAAAAGGCCAUUGAACAGGGCAAGCCUAUUCCCACUGAAUUGCGCAAUGUGGGAGAAGAUUUGAGAGCUGAUCUUCCCUUUGAUCAAGCACAAGAAGAUCUCACUACACACGAAGAUGACGAAUAUGCGAGGGCUGGUGUCUUUGAUCCCAAAAUUCUGAUUACCACUUCCCGAGAUCCUAGCAGUCGAUUACAGCAGUUUUCAAAGGAAAUGCGACUUGUUUUCCCUAAUUCUCAACGUAUUAAUCGUGGUAACCAUGUUAUGAAAGAGAUUGUGGAGGCUUGCAGAAGCAACGAAGUCACAGAUCUUAUCAUUUUGCAUGAACAUCGUGGUCAGCCUGAUGGUAUGGUCGUAUGUCACUUUCCUUAUGGUCCAACCGCCUAUUUCUCCCUUCACAACGUUGUUCUUCGACACGAUAUUAAAGACCAAGGCACGGUUUCCGAAGCAUUCCCACAUUUAAUAUUCCAUAACUUCAAUACAAAAUUAAGUCAUAGGAUAACUAACAUUCUGAAGUACUUAUUCCCUGUUCCCAAAGAAGACAGCAAACGUGUCAUGACGUUUUCCAACGAAAACGAUUAUAUUUCAUUCAGACAUCAUGUUUUUGUAAAGACGGGCAAAGAGGUAGAAUUAGCAGAAGUGGGACCGAGAUUCGAAAUGCGACCUUACGAAAUUCGAUUGGGCACGGUUGAUCUGACAGAUGCUGAUGUUGAGUGGCAACUGUCAUCAUUCACUAGAACUGCUGGAAAGAGAUUAGAGUUAUAA